CAUAGGAGUAAGCGCCGCAACUGGCAUGUGAGCGGAUCUGUAGUAUCGUGGUAAAAUAAUUAUACAAAAUCCCAUACAGAAAUCACUGGAAAAAAUGGAAACGCUCCUCCGCGUCGAGACCCGGGACCCGGAGGGUCAGCGGCGCUACCGACGCGCCCGCAUGCGCGCUUGGGAACAGCGGGACCCGCUCACGACGUAUUCCGAGAAUGAACGGUUUACGAUUGGGCUGUGCGCGAUCUUCUUCGUGUGCGUCAUCGACUGUCUGUCUUCCGGGCUGCAUCAAACCAUUCUGCAGCAACUUGACUAUCAGCACCACUUUUCGCUCUUGCUGUUCUGCAACUUUAGUUUGGUUUUCUUUUGGUUUUUUCACAUGUUGCACCUCUGGUCCAUGUCCAGUGCAGUGAUCAGCAGCAGUGCGCAAGCGAGAAUAACAGCGGCGACCGCGACCUCGUCGAAGGCGGAUAUUCCUCUUGCGCAGCAGCAUCAAAUUAUGGCCACAUCCGCCUCUGCGUCGACCGCAUCACAAUCUUGGCGAGGUAAAGGGAGAAAGCGCCCAGAGGAUGGCGUUUCUGUACCUGGCGACGACGACGACUUUUACUACCUGCGGCGGAGCCAGCCGGCCAAGAAAAUGCUCAAAACCGGACCGAAGCCAGUCGCUGCUGAAGGUGAAAGUAAACCAAGCGACGACUUGCUCAUUGAAUCGGAUCGAGAAGAAGAUGCGAACGACGACGACAUUCUUCACAGACGACGUGGUCGGUCCAUCUAUAAUGACGCCACAAAUACGCUCCAGCACAGAACGUCCUCCACUUCCCUCGCAAAUCUGUCCAGCUCCAGUGCCAGUUCCUUCCCCGGACUUAGUCCCAGGUGGACGUCGCAACAUCAUGCUAGCACGGCGUCGGUGCUCGUUUCUUUGCCGGGGCAGUUGACAAGGUUUCAUUACCGCGCUUCGGAGGAGCACGUACACGAUCUGUACGACGACUACGACGCCGUGUAUCAGGACAGUACGACAGAAGAGUUUUUGCUACUUUCGGCGUCGAACAGAAAAACCACUUCGGCGUUUGGUGUGCAGGAGGACCGCAGGAAGCGUGACCACCCUGACCGCGAACAAGUACAGGCUGAGACGUCGACUCCGUCCUCUGGGGCGCAAGAACUAAAGCAAAGAGUAGGUCCAGCUGCCGUGCGGCUGAAAGUAAACGCUGGCUUCAUGGCGGAUCGACCUACAACCCCAGUUUUGAUGUCUCCCGCCGGAAGCUCGGCAAUUGGAGAGGCGGAGGGCGAAGCGGCAGAGCGGCCGACGGUCUUCUUGCUGGCGGACGAAGUGGUUGAGGCGGUGGAGGCCGCCAAAAGGGUUGAGGGAGCACCACCGCCUCUUCUUCCCGCCGUUCAAGCGCAGCAAAUUAUCGCUUCAUCUGCGACGACGAUGUUGACGGGACAACGAGAAGCAGUGACCGGGGACAAGGAGUCCGAGGAAUCCGAAUCGAAAAAACCGAAAGCAGCUGCAGCUGGUCCAGUCCAUCGCGUACCAGCUUCUCCAGAUUCUGGUCUUGAAAUAAUUUCUACCAUGAACACGAAGGGGGUCGGCUUUGAUUCGAUUGCAGAUGAAGCAAC
Messenger RNA from Amoebophrya sp. A120, 1608 nucleotides. NCBI's taxonomy places the organism in Eukaryota, Dinophyceae, Syndiniales, Amoebophryaceae. The record is from the annotation of a GenBank genome assembly.